AUUCCAGAAUCAAGAAGUAGUUGUGCCUACUAUUUAAUGGGGGAAAUAAAAGAUAAACAAACUCCGGAUUUCCCCUCUAACGAACCGACCAACGAUUUGCAAACGAAGAAACUAACAAAAUCUCUAAAUGGUGCAGCCUUAACAGUAAACUCUCCCAUCUGCCAACAGGAAAGCUGACCAAGAACAAUACGAACGAGCCCUCUCUACUGAGUUGGAACAAUUCCAUUGGGAGGACCGAUAGGAAAAGAGAUACGACUAACUGAGUCCAUCCAUCGAAGUUACCUUCUUAGAAAGCUCACGACACAUUCUGUCAAGCUGGUAAAACUAAGCAUCUGUGCUUCUCUGUCUCUCUCCUCUCUCGUCUUGCCCCCUCCCUCUCUCAUCCUCCUCCCUGCCCAGGCCAAAUUUAGCCGUUAUACCUUCUCUCUCUCUCUCUCUCUCUCUGAGAACACGCACACAUCGAGAGGGAAAGGAGGAGAGGGAUAACAUUUCCCAAAUCGUUCUUGGCUGCGAUUCUUCCUACGCGAGCGCGAGGAGCUUCACUUGUUCCGGCUGACCAGCAACUGGAUUCUUGAUUCCAUCUGGCAGUUCCAUUUGGGCAAUCAAGAUGAACAAGAUGAUGUUCAUGGCGUGCUGCUACAACGAUCCGGAGAUGCUGAUCGAUCCGGACACCGUCUACCCCAUCCGCCCCGAGUGCCGCGCAGACGCCCCCAAGACGCGCUUCAAGCCCCGGCCUGGCCUGACGUUAAGUCCAAAGAGAUGGAAACUGCUCCUCAAUGAGGGAGGUUGCCUGGACAUAGCUGGAAUGCUCAAAAGAGUACAACGUGGGGGCGUCCACCCAACCAUCAAAGGAGAAGUUUGGGAGUUUUUGUUGGGAUGUUAUGACCCUAAAAGUACUACUGAACAACGGAACCAAUUGCGACAGCAGCGAAGGUUAGAGUAUGAGAAACUAAAAACUAAGUGCCGAGAAAUGGACACAACAGUUGGUAGUGGAAGGGUAGUUACUAUGCCUGUAAUAACAGAAGAUGGCCAGCCUGUCGAAGACCCUAAUUCAAAUGGAGGGGCACGGCUUUCUUUGGUGGGCUCUGAACAGCAAACCAAUGGUGCACCACUCCCAAAAGAAGUUAUUCAAUGGAAGCUUACUCUGCAUCAAAUUGGUCUUGAUGUUAAUCGUACUGAUCGUCAACUAGUUUAUUAUGAGAGACAAGAAAAUUUGGCAAGGCUGUGGGACAUUCUUGCAGUGUACUCAUGGAUUGAUAAGGACAUUGGUUAUUGUCAGGGAAUGAGUGAUCUUUGUUCACCAAUAUCAAUCCUUCUGGAACAUGAAGCAGAUGCUUUUUGGUGCUUUGAACGUCUGAUGCGCAGGGUGAGAGGAAAUUUCAAGAGUACUUCUACUUCCAUUGGAGUUCGAUCUCAGCUGACCACCUUGUCAUCCAUAAUGAAAGCUGUUGAUCCAAAGCUACAUGAGCAUUUAGAGAAUCUUGAUGGAGGGGAAUACUUAUUUGCCUUCCGUAUGCUGAUGGUUCUUUUCCGUAGGGAGUUCUCUUUUGUAGACACAAUGUACCUUUGGGAGCUCAUGUGGUCUAUGGAGUACAAUCCAAGUCUCUUCUCAAUGUUGGAGAGUGACACUGGCACAUCUAGCACGAACACAAAGGAUGAAAAUGUCCUAAGACAGUGUGGAAAGUUUGAACGGAAAAAAUUGCAAGCAACUAAGAAAGAUGAGAUCCCCCUAUCCGUCUUUGUUGUAGCUAGUGUUCUAGAGGCUAAAAACAAGCUGUUACUGAGUGAGGCAAAAGGUCUAGACGAUGUUGUCAAGAUCUUAAACGACAUCACUGGUAGUCUGGAUGCAAAAAAGGCAUGCAGAGGAGCACUGCAGAUUCAUGAGAAGUACCUAAACAUAGUAAAAGCGUCAUAGCAUCAUGUACAGCUUCGGUUGGGCUUUUUUUGUGGAUUGGAGAAGCAGCUGUAUCACCGAAAAUUUUCAUUCUUUAUAGGUGUAUUCUGUAUUUCUUUGACCCAAUUGUAAUAUUGCAUUUGCAAAAGAAAAAAAAAGGAAAGGAAAGAAAGAACGCCAAUCUUGUAAAGAUACGGUACAAAAUCUUUAUACUGAAAUAAAUUCGUCGUGAUUCUUUUUGCUA
Messenger RNA from Phragmites australis (common reed), 2138 nucleotides. Its product is annotated as rab GTPase-activating protein 22-like. Bases 608 to 1915 code for a protein of 435 amino acids. The record is from RefSeq and is a predicted model, not a curated record. Gene Ontology annotation, biological process: activation of GTPase activity. The transcript has 11 exons. Gene Ontology annotation, molecular function: GTPase activator activity. Lineage: Eukaryota; Viridiplantae; Streptophyta; Magnoliopsida; Poales; Poaceae.